GCCACGAAAAGUGCACGUUCCACUUCGACAUGGAGCUGGACCACAAACCCCCGACGCGCGAGGACAUGAUCCCCGAGCUGGCCGCCAGCUAUCGCUCCCUCCUGAAGGACCUCGGCGAGGACCCGAGUCGCGAAGGACUCCUCAAGACGCCCGAGAGGGCAGCCAAGGCUAUGCUCUUCUUCACCAAAGGAUACGACCAGACCAUCGACGACGUGAUGAACGGCGCUGUGUUCGAGGAGGACCACGAUGACCUCGUCAUCGUGAAGGACAUCGAGAUGUUCUCCACGUGCGAGCACCACCUGGUUCCCUUCUGGGGCAAGGUGUCGGUCGGUUACCUGCCAAACAAGAAGGUCCUCGGCUUGUCCAAGGUCGCUAGAAUUGUGGAAAUCUUUAGCCGACGACUUCAAGUGCAAGAGAGGCUAACGAAGCAGAUUGCGCUGGCGAUCGUCGAGGCCAUUCAGCCCACUGGCGUUGGUGUGGUGGUGGAGGGAACCCACAUGUGUAUGGUGAUGAGAGGCGUCCAGAAAAUCAACUCGAAGACGACCACCUCCACCAUGCUCGGGGUCUUCAGGGACGACCCCAAGACCCGCGAAGAGUUCCUCACCCUCGUCAAGUAGGUUCCUGGAAUAGCCUGGCAUAGGCCUAUCGACGCGGCCGUCAGGAAGCGCGUCAGAAUCGGAGGCGAAUAUCAAGAGGUAGAAGAGGAGUAAACUUUUUUUUUUCUAUUAUUAUUAUUAUUUAGGAAUUGGGAUAACGGAGUUUGUGGAUUACAAAGGAGAGAGACAGAGAGAAAUGACUCGGAAUUGGGAGUAAAAUCGGUGGAUGAUACGGGUGAUAGGCGUCCAGGCUAGGGGAGGUGGAUUCAACCAACUGUGGAAUUAAUAUUGUCACGUUCAUUUACAUUUUUAAAAAUU
Messenger RNA from Penaeus monodon (black tiger shrimp), 914 nucleotides. Its product is annotated as GTP cyclohydrolase 1-like. Gene Ontology annotation, cellular component: cytoplasm. Gene Ontology annotation, molecular function: GTP binding; GTP cyclohydrolase I activity; zinc ion binding. Gene Ontology annotation, biological process: tetrahydrofolate biosynthetic process; tetrahydrobiopterin biosynthetic process. Lineage: Eukaryota; Metazoa; Arthropoda; Malacostraca; Decapoda; Penaeidae. The record is from RefSeq and is a predicted model, not a curated record.